This is a messenger RNA of Misgurnus anguillicaudatus (oriental weatherfish), 3847 nucleotides long. It is a transcript of the gene tlcd4a, whose product is annotated as TLC domain containing 4a. Gene Ontology annotation, biological process: lipid homeostasis. NCBI's taxonomy places the organism in Eukaryota, Metazoa, Chordata, Actinopteri, Cypriniformes, Cobitidae. The record is from RefSeq and is a predicted model, not a curated record. Gene Ontology annotation, cellular component: membrane; endoplasmic reticulum.
AUCCCUCACCUCCACCAUCAUAUACUGCCAUCAUCAACAGACAUCAGAUUCACAUCACUAUAAUCAUCUUCAACAUGCUCUCACUGUGGCGCGCGCACAAAAUCCUCACGCGACACCGAUUCAGCUCGCGAUUUUCUGCAUUACUAUAAGGACCUGCAGUUUCUGGCUUUGAUAUGAACGCAAGCGUUUCAUAUCAUGAUCGCCAUGGAGAGAGGAGAAGCAUACAUGUUUUUGAAAAUUCACGGGAUUUGACCAGUCUGUAAUGUUUUCGGAGACCACGCGCAACUGACCGACAGACGCUAUUGAUGAUUGAUAAGAGCGGGGUCGGGUGGCCAUGGACCCCUUCAGCCAGCUGAUCUUGCUCAUCUCCGUGGUGAGCUUUUGCACCUUCCAGUGGCUCUUUCACAGCGUGAGUCCAUGGGCGUCAUCCAGAAUCAGCCCCGGCUUCCUCAAACUCACCCACAAACAGAAGAUCGAGUGGAACUCAAGGACCGUGUCCACACUCCACGCCCUGCUGGUUGGCCUCUUCUGCCUCUAUAUCUUGUUCUUCGAUGAGGCUGUCAAUCAAGACCCCGUAUGGGGAGAUCCAACUCUGGUGAAGAUAAAUGUCAGCAUUACUACAGGCUACCUCAUAUCUGAUCUGCUGCUUAUAUUUUACUAUUGGCGAGCAAUUGGAGACAAGUAUUUUGUAAUCCACCACCUGGCAGCAUUGUAUGCUUACUACUAUGUACUGGGUCAAGGAAUGUUGCCUUAUUUUGCUAACUUUCGUCUGCUGGCAGAGUUUUCCACGCCGUGUGUAAACCAGCGCUGGUUCUUUGAAGUGUUAGGUUACCCCAAAAUCUCCAAGCCCAACAUGGCUAAUGGGGUACUGAUGGCAGUCGUGUUUUUCAUGGUCCGGAUCGCCGUUAUGCCAGUAUACUACAGCCGGAUGUGCUCCGUGUACGGCACCGAUGCCUUCUACAACGUCUCCUUCGGUGGCCGCAGCGCUUGGAUCUUCUCCAGCAUCUGUCUGGACAUCAUGAACGUCAUGUGGAUGCAUAAAAUCGCUCGCGGCUGCUUCAAAGUCUUGCGCUCCAGUCGGAAGUCCAAACCAGAGAUCCAGGAGAAUGGGAAAAGCGAUUGAACGCAAGGAUAUAGCAUUUGAAACAUACAACACUUGAUCGCAUACAGGGUUUUCGUUGACCUUCGGAGGCAGACAACGAGUGUUGCGAAUACGUGGAACAAACCUAAAUGUGACCCUAAUCACCCCAAAGCAAUAUUUUUCGAUGCGUGGCCAACACUUUUACAGAUAUUGGACCUUAAACCAAAAUGUCAGUUUGAGAUCUUUUUCGCCAAUCAAGACUCCGCCCAAUCAAGGCUCCUGUGCAUGUUGAUAUUGUACAACUAAAGCGCCUGAACUGUAUUUUAACCGUGUUUGUUUUCAUCUACAGAAGCUAACGUUGUUUUAAUUUCAGACUGUGAGCGGGUAAACCACGUUAUUUAUUCAUCAAAACGCAGUCAUUCUCUUUGAAUCACUGUAUUGUGCCAAGGGGCCAAUGUUUUCAUUCACUUUAAACCUAUUGUACGUUAAAUGAAAGAUUCAUCUGUACAACUACACUAAACAAGAAAGACUGGAAAACCAACAAGAAAGACACCAGAAGACCAACUGUACAAACAGAAAGUGAUUAUUUUGGUAGUUCAAACAUCACACUGUACUUGUACUACCGGUUAUCCAGAGGAAAAUAUGGAUCUUUAAGAUCUGACUGUUUAUUAAUAUUGUUAGGAAAUUGUGAAAUGGGGGUUAAACAGCCAAAAUAUUUUUCCACAUGUGUGAGAUAACUCCUCUCGCUUUAUCUUAAGAACGAAAUCAGUUUACACCGCACCAGAUUCGGGUCGGAUUUUUGUUUUGUUACAAUAAAACUGCACUGUACAAUUUAUUGCAUGCAGCAAUGUUGUCCUCGGGAAUGUUCGCAUUGUACAUAGAAAUUGUAUCGGACAAAUAAUGAUUAUUUUAAUUACAUUUGCAUACAGUACUGAAACUAUCGGUUAUGGUUUGGAAAACGUUUUUAAAGAAUUACGAGAGCUUUAGAUACCCAAGUCAGUUUGACUUGUGAAUGUUCGAUCUUGAGACGUUUUCCUGCACCGUAACUAAUUUAUUUAACCAGUUUUACACUGGGAGAGCAUGGCAAAUAAUACAUAUUUAUUAUUUUUUAAUGGAAAGAUAUAAACUUGUCAAUGUAUCUUCUGAGUAGAUAUGCAUCAUAUGAGAGAUUUACAAUAUACAACACAGAAAUGCUUUUAUGAAUUCAUUCUAAAAUUCAUUCGCACCUUGUUUGAAAAUUCACUGUAAAAAUGCAGCAUGAAGUUAAAACAACUUUGUUUUGCAAGUCAAUUCAACCUACAAUUUUAAGUUUUGGCUUGUGAAAGUUGAUAUAAAAUUAAGUUAAAAUUGUUUUCCUUAUUUUUUAAGUUAAAGUAACAUAACAUAUUAAUUUGACCAAAAUGCUGCGUAUUUUUACAGUCUAUGUAUUUUAUGUGGAAAAUUCAUACAUGGACCGUAUAUUCAUUCACAGUAUAGAUCUGAGAAAAUGCUGGGUUUUAUUAAACACAUGAGGGUGGUUUCCCAGACAGUUUUUAUUUUUUUUAUUUAAGUAGUUUUUACAAGCAAACCUUACAAGAAAACUAUACUUGUGUGCAUCUUGAGACAAAAUAAUGGUACUGAUAUAUGUUAAAAUAUGUCAGUGCAAGGUGUAAAGCAGCUCAAACAUGCAUUUUAGGCUGGGACAAGCAUAAGCCCUGUCCGGGAAACCUCUUCAUGAAGGACUGCUGUUUGUGGAAAUAAUGUUUCAGUUCAGUUUUUUUAACAAAGUACUUGAAAUUAUUUUUUUCAGAGACAGAUCUAUAUAAGAGUUGUCUUGGACUUCCACAAGUUCAACAGAUAAAAGUCCUGGUAAUGUUUGCCUUUGAAAUCAAUCGUACAAAACGCCUUUUUUAAUAAACGUUUUUUGUACCACAUGCUUCAUUUGCAUAUUCAUGUAAAGGGAUGUACUGCCUCAUUUUUAUUUUUUUGUUUGUGCCAAUGUUGCCACCAAAGGUCAGAAAAAUGAUUGUUUGAAAGCUGUUCUUAAUCUUUGAUAGUGACUGAAUGGUAAUACACCAACAAGGCAGGUAAAUACAAACAAGCAUUUUAACUUUAAUCACUGAAAGUGUAAAGCAAGCAAAGAGAGGGAUCACAUUUUUUACAAGUUUUUACAAGCUUCUCUGUAAGGUCAGCACUGAUCUAUAGAUUGUUAAAGUUUUAUGUGGUUUAGCCUUUUUAUUUUUGCUAAACCUUGCUUUCCUUUAAACAUUUAAUUGUUACAAUACACAAAGGUACAAAAGGUGUCACUUGGACGGUACCCUUCAUAAAGGUCUUAACAUGUACUAUUUAGGGAAAGAUAUGUACCUUUUCAGGUACUAAUAUUCACUAAAAUGUACAAAUGUGUGACAGCUUUUGUUCUUUAUUUCCUGAGUGUGUAACAGUUUGAAUGCAUUUAGAAAUAAGAUAUUUUAAAAUAUCAGUUAUACACAACCUUUCAAUUGUGUAACUUUGGAAAUUCAAUGAGUCUAAUUUUUACCAUUUGAUGUAUGAAAUGUGGAGAGAGAGUACCAUAACAUUAAAAAAAAUAACCAUAACGUUGUCAUUUAUGCCAUAGGCCUAUGUUUACAUUUACCAGGGUUGUCACAGGGAUAAUGCCGUGUGCCGAAGGAAAGUACAUGUGUCUGGGGAAUGACAGCACAGUUUUUUAUUAAGCAUUUGUUUAUUCUUUCACAAGUCUGUUAAUUUUUCACGUACAUUUGCCUCAAUAAAGCAAUAUGUUCAUUUUCA